AUGUCUGGUGUUGAAUUAGCCGCAGCUGCCAUUUUUGGUGCACAUUUACUUGAUGCUAAGUAUCAUGUGAAGGAUGAUCUCUUACUUCUUCAAAAAGUGGUCAGGACGGCGAUUCCCUAUCUUUACAAUGUCUCAAGAAAACGAGCAAGUUAUUGGUAUAUGUUCGAGAAGGCAGCCAAGAAAUACCCAAACAAUAUUGCUAUUUCAUUUCCACGGCCAAGAAACACUUCCAAGGUAACACUUGAUGAAGAGGGGUACCCCAUUUACGACGAUCAGUUUGAUUUGGAGACGUACACUUACAGCGAAUUGUAUGCAAUGAUUUUACGCUUCAGUUGGAUUUUGAAGAAUGUGCAUGGAGUGACUCUGAAGGACACAAUUGGAAUCGACUGUAUGAACAAACCACUUUUCGUUAUCUUGUGGCUUUCCUUGUGGAACAUCGGCGCUGUGCCCGCCUUUUUAAACUACAAUACCAAGGAUAAAGCUUUGGUUCACUGUAUAAAGGUGGCUGAUGUUAAGCAAGUUUUUAUUGAUCCCGACUGUGCGGAGCCAAUUCGAAAUACUGAACCCAUGAUUAAGGAAAGCUUACCAGACGUUGCUUUGCAUUAUAUCAAUGAAGAAGAGUUGUUGCGGACACUUCUUGACAAGAACAGACCUGAGUAUAGGGCUCCUGAUUCAACCAGACGCCCCAAUGAUACAAUGUCGUCUUGUUGUACUUUGAUUUACACCUCUGGUACUACAGGCUUGCCCAAAUCUGCCAUAAUGUCAUGGAGAAAAACGUUCAUGGCAUGUGGGUUUUUUGGUAACAUUAUGAAGAUCAAUAAUACUUCAAAUGUGAUGACUGCAAUGCCAUUAUAUCAUUCUACUGCAGCAAUGUUGGGGUUGUGUCCAACUCUUGCAAAAGGCGGAUGUGUCAGCGUUUGUCAGAAGUUUUCAGCCUCUACAUUUUGGACACAGGCAAGACUCGUUGGCGCCACACAUGUGCAAUACGUUGGUGAAGUCUGCCGCUACUUGUUGAAUGCCAAGCCUCAUCCAGACGAGAAGAAACACAAUGUGAGAAUUGCUUACGGUAACGGAUUGCGUCCUGAUAUUUGGCAAGAGUUUAAAGAUCGUUUCGGCAUUGAAGGCGUUGGUGAGUUUUAUGCCUCGACCGAAUCACCUAUUGCAACAACCAAUCUUCAAUACGGUGAUUUUGGGGUGGGUGCAUGUAGAAAGUAUGGAUCAUUGAUUACCAAUGUCUUGAACACUACACAAGCAUUAGUGAAAAUGGAUCCAGAAGAUGAUAAUGAAAUCUUGCGUGACCCAAAAACUGGAUUUUGCGUUACGGCUGGAACGAACGAGCCUGGUGAGUUGUUGAUGAAAAUUAUGGACGCUAACAAUAUUGAAGACUCAUUCCAAGGGUACUACGGUAAUAAAAAGGCAACAUCGUCCAAAAUUAUUCGUGAUGUUUUCAAGAAGGGUGAUGCGUGGUUUAGAAGUGGUGACCUCUUGAAAAUGGAUGAGGAUGGGUUAUUGUACUUUGUUGACAGAUUGGGUGACACAUUCCGUUGGAAAUCUGAGAAUGUUUCAGCCACUGAGGUUGAAAAUGAAAUUAUGAGCACCAAAGCAAUCAAGCAGGCUGUGGUUGUUGGUGUGCGUGUUCCAAAUCAUGAGGGAAGAGCAGGCUUUGCUGUGGUUGAUCCAUUAGAUGGUUUGAGCGACCAGGAGGUUUUGCAAAGAAUUUACGAACAUGUAAAGAAGACAUUGCCCAAAUAUGCAAUUCCACAGUUUAUUAAGAUUGGGGCCGAUGCAAUCCAGGCAUCGCACAAUCAUAAGGUGCCCAAAAACCAGUACAAGAACCAAAAAUUGCCAAAGGGCGAAAAUGGUCAAGAGGUAAUUUACUGGUUGGGCAAGAACGGCUACGAAGAGUUAACAGAAGACUCAUGGGCGCAAAUCAUGAGUGGAGCAGCUAAAUUGUAA
Molecule: messenger RNA, 1956 nt
Organism: Clavispora lusitaniae ATCC 42720
Lineage: Eukaryota; Fungi; Ascomycota; Pichiomycetes; Serinales; Metschnikowiaceae
Gene: FAT1
Product: long-chain fatty acid transporter
Biological process (GO): long-chain fatty acid import into cell; very long-chain fatty acid metabolic process
Cellular component (GO): cytoplasmic side of plasma membrane; peroxisome; lipid droplet
Molecular function (GO): long-chain fatty acid transmembrane transporter activity; long-chain fatty acid-CoA ligase activity; very long-chain fatty acid-CoA ligase activity
Source: RefSeq, a predicted model, not a curated record